Lampris incognitus (smalleye Pacific opah) is the source of this 4792-nucleotide messenger RNA. RefSeq names its product adhesion G protein-coupled receptor L1a (gene adgrl1a). The transcript is spliced from 27 exons. Gene Ontology annotation, cellular component: presynaptic membrane; postsynaptic density; axon. The record is from RefSeq and is a predicted model, not a curated record. Gene Ontology annotation, molecular function: carbohydrate binding; G protein-coupled receptor activity; latrotoxin receptor activity. The coding region runs from base 166 to 4608 and encodes 1480 amino acids. Gene Ontology annotation, biological process: heterophilic cell-cell adhesion; cell surface receptor signaling pathway; adenylate cyclase-activating G protein-coupled receptor signaling pathway. NCBI's taxonomy places the organism in Eukaryota, Metazoa, Chordata, Actinopteri, Lampriformes, Lampridae.
AGGAGGACGCGCCGGAGAACCGCAGAUGGCCUGUUUGGGGUAUUUGGGAUCACCCUUGGAGGCGGAGGAUCGUCCGUCCCGCUCACCUGUGCCUACUGACCGCAAUUGCGUCACCCUAGCCCUGCCCUGAGCCCAGCAGCCCGUCCCCCUCAGUCGGUCUCCAGCAUGGCUCUAGCAGUCUGGUUCAUCCUCACAUGUGCUGUCACCUUAAGUAACAUCACACCCACUUCUCAAGCUCUGAGUCGGUCGGCCAUGCCCUUCGGCCUGAUGCGUCGGGAGCUGGCAUGCGAGGGCUACCCAAUCGAGCUGCGCUGCCCUGGGAGUGACGUCAUCAUGAUUGAGACGGCCAACUACGGUCGUACUGAUGACAAGAUCUGCGAUGCAGACCCCUUCCAGAUGGAGAAUGUGCAGUGUUACCUGCCCGACGCUUUCAAGAUCAUGUCACAGAGGUGUAACAACCGCACCCAGUGUGUGGUGGUGGCAGGGUCGGACGUGUUCCCGGACCCCUGCCCGGGGACCUACAAGUACCUGGAGAUCCAAUAUGAGUGUGUUCCUUACAAAGUGGAUCAAAAAGUUUUUGUGUGUCCGGGGACCCUGCUACGGGUGCAGGCGGCCAGUUCCCUUCAGGAGGCGGAGCAUCAGUCGGGGGCGUGGUGUAAGGACCCGCUGCAGUCGGGAGACCGCCUGUACGUCAUGCCUUGGACCCCCUACCGCACCGACAUGCUGUACGAGUAUGCCUCCUGGGAGGACUUCAAACAGAGCCGAGCCACCACCACCUACAAGUUGCCCAACCGUGUGGACGGCACGGGCUUCGUGGUGUAUGACGGCGCUGUGUUCUACAACAAAGAGCGCACGCGCAACAUCGUCAAGUAUGACCUGCGGACGCGCAUCAAGAGCGGCGAGGCCAUCAUCACGAACGCCAACUACCACGACACGUCGCCCUACCGCUGGGGAGGCAAGUCAGACAUUGACCUGGCUGUGGAUGAGAACGGCCUCUGGGUCAUCUACGCCACUGAGGCCAACAACGGACGCCUGGUGGUCAGCCAGGUGAACCCUUACACCCUGCGCUUUGAGGGCACGUGGGAGACCAGCUUCGACAAGAGGCUGGCAUCCAACGCCUUCAUGGCCUGUGGCGUGCUGUAUGCAGUGCGCUCCGUCUAUCAGGACGACGACAGCGAGGCUGGCGGGGACUUGGUGCUCUACGCCUACAACACCAACCGUGCCCGCGAAGAGCCCGUCCACAUUCCCUUCCCCAACCCCUAUCAGUAUGUCUCCUCCGUGGACUACAACCCUCGAGACAACCAGCUCUACGUCUGGAACAACUACAACGUGUUGCGGUACCCCUUGGAAUUCGGACCACCGGACCCCACCACAGGCCCUUUGACCACCACCCAAGUGACCACUACUGCUGCAGCCAGGCCUUUCACCUCCAGCGCCAGCCCUGCCACCACCCGCCCACUGGCCCCCACCUCACGCCCCAUUGGCUCCAUCAACAAGGGCCCUGACCUCCGGCCAAUCACAGCCACAGUGCCUGUGACCCGCCGCCCGCCCCGCCCGCCCCAGGGCCCUGAGCUCCAUGUGUGUGAGGCCAGAGUGGCCAGGGGAGUCCAGUGGCCCACUACACAAAGAGGAGACACAGUAGACCGGCCGUGUCCCAAAGGAUCACUUGGCAUCGCCUCCUUCCACUGCUUGGCGGACCAGGUCAUGUGGAACCCGCGGGGGCCUGACCUGAGUAACUGCACCUCCCCCUGGGUCAACCAGGUGGCCCAGAAGAUUAAGAGUGGUGAGAAUGCUGCCAACAUAGCUGGUGAGCUGGUGAACCACACGCGGGGGCGUAUUCACGCCGGUGACGUCAGCUCUUCCGUGCGCCUGAUGGAGCAGCUGCUGGACAUCCUGGACGCCCAGCUCCAGGCCCUGAGGCCUGGCAACAAGGAGUCAGCCGCACGCAACUACAAUAAGCUCCAAAAGCGAGAGCGGACCUGCCGGGCCUACAUCCAGGCGGUGGUGCAGACAGUGGACAACUUGCUGCGUUCCGAGGCUCUGGAGUCGUGGCAAGACAUGAACAGCACGGAGCAGGCCCACACGGCCACCAUGCUGUUAGACGUCCUGGAAAAAGGAGCUUUCCUGCUGGCCAACAACAUGUAUGGAAACCGCUUUUCCGACCGGGCCGCCAACAUUGAUCUGGAGGUUCACGUGCUCAACACCGAGAUGGACCUACAUGACCUGUCCUUCCCGCAGAACUACGCCAGUGACAGCGCCAUCCAGCUGUCCGCCUCCACAGUCAAACAGUACAGCCGCAACGGCCAAGUGAAGGUAGUCUUUGUCCUCUAUAAGAACCUCGGCUCCUUCCUGUCCACUGAGAAUGCCACGGUGAAGAUGGAACUCGAGGCGGGGCCAGGACAAGGUGGGCGGGGCCUGGCAGUCAACUCCCACGUCAUCGCCGCCUCCAUCAACAAGGAGUCCAGUAGAGUUUUCCUCACCGAGCCGGUGGUCUUCACACUCAAACACCUGCAGUUGGAGGACCACUUCAAUCCAAACUGUUCCUUCUGGAACUACUCGGAGCGCUCCAUGACGGGCCAGUGGUCGUCGCAGGGCUGCAGGCUGCUGGACACCAACAGCACGCACACAACCUGCUCCUGCAGCCACCUCACCAACUUUGCCGUACUCAUGGCUCACCACGAACCCGACUACCCGGGCCGGAUGCAUGAGCUGAUUCUGUUCGUGAUUACUUGGGUGGGGAUCGUUAUCUCCCUGGUGUGUCUGGCCAUCUGCAUCUCCACCUUCUGCUUCCUGCGCGGCCUGCAAACUGACCGCAACACCAUCCACAAGAACCUCUGCAUCAACCUCUUCAUCGCAGAGCUGCUUUUUCUCAUUGGCAUCGACAAGACCCAGUACCACAUCGCCUGUCCCAUCUUUGCCGGCCUUCUGCACUUCUUCUUCCUGGCCGCCUUCUCCUGGAUGUGUCUGGAGGGCGUGCAGCUCUAUCUCAUGCUGGUGGAGGUCUUUGAGAGCGAGUACUCGCGUAAGAAGUACUACUACCUGUGCGGCUACUGCUUCCCUGCGCUGGUGGUGGGCAUCUCUGCGGCCAUAGACUACAGGAGCUAUGGGACCAAGAAAGCAUGCUGGCUGCGAGUGGAUAACUACUUCAUCUGGAGCUUCAUUGGUCCUGUUUCUUUUGUUAUUACGCUCAACCUGGUUUUCCUCAUGAUCACGCUGCACAAGAUGACUCGCAACUCCUCAGCGCUCAAACCCGACUCCAGCCGUCUGGAUAACAUUAAGUCAUGGGCUCUGGGGGCCAUCGCCCUGCUCUUCCUGCUGGGUUUAACCUGGGCGUUUGGGCUCCUCUUCAUCAACGAGAACACAGUCAUCAUGGCCUACCUCUUCACCACCUUCAAUGCCUUCCAGGGCAUGUUCAUCUUCAUCUUCCACUGUGCUCUGCAAAAGAAGGUCCAUAAGGAGUACAGUAAGUGUCUGCGUCACUCCUACUGCUGCAGCCGUACCUCCACCACCAGUUCUCAUGGCUCGCUGAAAAAUUCGGCCCUACGUGCCAACAACCGCUACUACAGCGGCAGCCAGAGCCGCAUCCGCCGGAUGUGGAACGACACGGUUCGGAAGCAGACGGAAUCUUCUUUUAUGGCGGGAGAUAUCAACAGCACCCCGACACUCAACCGCGCGACCAUGGGUAACCACCUCCUGACCAACCCGGUGCUGCAGACCCGCACCGGCACCUCUCCUUACAACACAUUGCUGGCUGACAGCUUCACACCGCCCUCGCCAGGCGUCUUCAACUCCACUGGAACCUUCCGUGACCCAAAGAGCACAUUAUCUAAGGUGCGUGACCCAUGCGGGAUGGAGACCCUGCCCCUGAAUGGUAACUUCAACAACAGCUACUCGCUGCGCGGCGGAGGAGCAGGAGGAGGCAUACGGCGAAACCUCUCGGACGCGGCGGCCUUCGAGAAGAUGAUCAUCUCCGAACUGGUGCACAACAACCUGAGAGGUGGCGGAGGCGACAGGGUGUGCGGCAGCCUGGCCAGGGGACGCCCCCAUGGCGGGGUUGGCCGGGGGGCUGUGACGGGAGCUGGGCCGGAAAGGUCGAUGGGCUUGGACGAAGACGAAGACUUCUUGUCUAGUGAGGGGUGCCAGCGCACGCCACAGGACGUGGAGCUGCUCUACAAGGCCCUGGAGGAGCCCCUGCUGCUGCAGCGCGCCCAGUCCGUCCUGUACCAGAGUGACCCGGAGGAGUCUGAAAGCUACACAGCCAACCUCACAGAGAGCCUGGGCAACAGCGGACACAGCAAUGCUGGGCAGGGGAGUAACGGGGCGCCCGACUCACCUGCCCGGGACUCCCUGUACACCAGCAUCACCAACCUGCGAGACUCGCCCUACCCAGACAGCAGCCCCGAGCCCCUGGAGGUGGUUCCCCGCUCUGCCCAGCCCCCUGAGGAGCUGUACUACAGCUCGGGGAGGCCCGCCCUGGGCUCUCGUGGGGCCCCCAUGCAGACCUUCUACCAGGCCCCGCCCCGCAGGCCGAGCGGGGAGGGACACCAAGGUCAGGAGCCCGCCCACAGUGAGGGAGACGGACAGAUGCAGCUGGUGACCAGCCUGUGACGGGAGCCCCGGGGGAUACCAGAGACUCCUCCGCUCCCGCUCUCGCUUUCUCUCCACUUCCUGCUUGUUUAGAUGCCUUUCUUUUACUCUCAAUUUCUUACCUAACUGACGGACGAGCAGAGACAGAGAGACGUUUAAGCUGGCGAACAUUCGUCUGAGAGACUUUAACUCCCCCAGUUGGGGU